This is a messenger RNA of Dendronephthya gigantea, 1633 nucleotides long. Its product is annotated as serine/threonine-protein phosphatase 2A 55 kDa regulatory subunit B delta isoform-like. Gene Ontology annotation, cellular component: protein phosphatase type 2A complex; cytosol. Gene Ontology annotation, molecular function: protein binding; protein phosphatase regulator activity. The transcript has 8 exons. Gene Ontology annotation, biological process: peptidyl-serine dephosphorylation. Lineage: Eukaryota; Metazoa; Cnidaria; Anthozoa; Malacalcyonacea; Nephtheidae. The coding region runs from base 198 to 1544 and encodes 448 amino acids. The record is from RefSeq and is a predicted model, not a curated record.
GGGAAGUUUUAUUCCAGCAACCCGGCAUCCAUAUUGAAAUUCAAAAAGUAUUAUGGCUAUGGCGGCUAACGAAAUCCAUCGUCAUCCUCUCCCGCCGUGUAUUUGUUAGCAGUUUUUUUCAAAGAAUAUUAUUCUCUACAUAUUUUACUACUUCUAUAGUCAAUUAUUUUUAUGAAUAAAGAAAGGACCUCGGCUUAAUGGCUGAUGGAACCGAUGAUGUGGAAUGGUGUUUCUCACAAGUUAAAGGAACUGUCGAAGAAGAAGUGACAGAGGCUGACAUAAUUUCAACAGUCGAGUUCAAUCACGACGGAGAGUUAUUAGCGACAGGUGACAAAGGUGGCAGAAUCGUGAUAUUUCAACGAGAAAACGCCCCAAAAGGCUCACCGAGAUAUGGCGAGUACACCGUAUAUAGCACAUUUCAAAGCCAUGAACCCGAGUUUGAUUAUCUAAAAAGUUUGGAAAUUGAAGAAAAAAUUAAUCAAAUCAAAUGGUUGCGAAGAAAAAACCAGGCUCAUUUUCUACUCUCAACAAAUGAUAAAACAGUGAAACUUUGGAAAAUAUCUGAACGUUGCACCAGGGCUGAAGGCUUUAAUCUCUGCGAUGAACGUGGAAUAGGGUUGGCACCUGAUAACUUGACUGAAUUAAGAGUGCCAACUCUGAGGCCCUCCGAGUUGACCGUCGAAGCGAGUCCAAGAAAAAUCUUUGCCAAUGCCCAUACAUAUCAUAUUAACUCCAUAUCUAUAAAUAGUGAUGACGAAACAUAUCUAUCUGCUGAUGAUCUUAGGAUUAAUCUUUGGCAUCUUGGAAUUACAAAUCAAAGUUUUAAUAUUGUAGACAUUAAGCCAGCCAAUAUGGAAGAGCUUACUGAAGUAAUCACAGCUGCUGAGUUUCACCCUGUAGAAUGUAACAUUUUUGCCUAUAGUAGCAGUAAGGGAACCGUAAGGCUGUGUGACAUGAGAAAGGCAGCUCUUUGUGAUAGACAUUCAAAAUUGUUUGAACAACCAGAAGAUCCAGCCAACAAAUCAUUUUUCUCGGAAAUCAUCUCAUCAAUAUCAGACGUGAGAUUUUGUCGCAGUGGUAGAUAUAUGUUAACACGAGAUUACCUCACGGUCAAGGUCUGGGAUCUCAAUAUGGAGAAGACACCUGUGGACGUUUUCAACGUUCAUGAUUACCUAAAAACCAAGUUAUGUUCACUGUAUGAAAACGAUUGUAUUUUUGAUAAAUUUGAAUGCUCGUGGAGUGGAGAUGAUAAAUCCAUUAUGACCGGGUCCUAUAACAACUUUUUCCACAUAUUUAAUUGUCAAACGAAGGAAGAUCUUUGCUUUCGAGCAUCGCGUGAGGGAGCAAAACCGAAGCAAGCUCUGGAGCUAAAGAAGGUAGCCACUUCUGGCAAACGAAAAAAGGACGAAAUUACUUUAGAAUGCUUAGACUUCAACAAAAAAAUCUUGCAUACCGCGUGGCAUCCUAUGGACAAUAUAACCGCGGUUGCAGCCACUAAUAACCUCUACCUUUUCCAAGGCCGAUCCAAGCAACAGCAGCAUUGAUAGAUUUUUCUAUAGGUCUGACCUUAGAAAUUAUACAAUAUUAUAGCUCAUUUUUCAUAGUGUAUCAUUAUACACCAUAAAUUAUACAU